AAACCGGAAAAGGGGAGCGAUAAUUAGAUUUCCGGUUAUUGUAGUGGAGCUAACGAAAGUCACUAUGGAGCCGUUGGACGUUUUGAUCUCGAUUGUGAUGGUGUGCUUCGGCGUGUAUUUGUUGAUCGACAAACGAUUCCAAUACUGGACCGAUCGUAAUGUACCACAAUCGAAGCCAGAAUUAGUGUACGGCAAUGUUCGCGAGGUGAGCCGUACGAUUCAUCUGGCGGACAAGUUUCGAGAGAUUUACAACGAGCUGAAGGGACGCCAUCCUUUGGUGGGAGUCUAUCUGUUCUUCAAGCCGGUAGCAUUGAUCACCGAUCUGGAGCUGUUGAAAUGUGUAUUUGUGAAGGAUUUCCAAUAUUUUCACGAUCGGGGCACGUAUUACAACGAAAAGCAUGACCCACUAACAGCCCAUCUGUUCAAUAUUGAGGGUCAAAAGUGGAAAAACCUCCGAAACAAACUCUCGCCGACGUUCACGUCCGGCAAGAUGAAGAUGAUGUUCUCAACGAUCAUCGCCGCGGGAAAACAGUUUAAGGACUUCAUGGAGGAAACGGUUCACGAGCAGGUUGAUUUUGAGCUGAAGGAUGUACUGGCUCGCUUCACGACGGAUGUGAUCGGGAUGUGUGCGUUCGGUAUCGAGUGUAACAGUAUGCGCAACCCGGACGCAGAGUUCCGUGUGAUGGGAAGGAAAAUAUUUUCCCGUCCAAGAGGAAAGGUGAAGAGUUUAGUGAUCAACUCCAUGCCUGGGCUGGCGAAGUUGAUCGGAUUGCGUACCCUAGAUCCGGAGGUGUCAGACUUCUUCAUGAAAGCGGUGCGUGACACAAUCAAGUACAGGGUGGAGAACAAUGUGCAGCGAAACGAUUUUAUGGACAUUCUUAUCCGGAUGCGAAGUGAUAAAGAGACUAAGUCGGACGACGGUACGCUAACGUUUAACGAAAUUGCUGCUCAAGCGUUUGUGUUCUUUUUGGCCGGGUUCGAGACAUCUUCAACCUUGUUGACGUUUACGCUGUACGAGCUGGCACUGAACCAGGAGGUGCAAGAUAAAGGUAGACGCUGUGUGAAGGAGGUGCUCGAGCGUCACAACGGAGAGUUGACGUAUGACGCUGUGAUGGAGAUGCACUAUUUGGACCAAAUACUGAAAGAGAGUCUUCGAAAAUAUCCACCAGUUCCGGUUCAUUUCCGGGAAACAUCCAAGGAGUACCAGGUACCGGGUACGAAGACAGUUCUCGCAGCGGGCACUUCCGUCAUGGUGCCCGUGUACGCAAUACACCGUGAUCCGGAACACUUUCCCGAUCCGGAACGCUUCGAUCCCGAUCGAUUCACACCGGAAGAGGAAGCAAAGCGUCAUCCGUACGCCUGGACACCGUUCGGGGAGGGUCCGCGGAUUUGUGUAGGACUACGGUUUGGAAUGAUGCAGGCACGGAUUGGCUUAGCGUACUUGCUAACCGGGUUCCGAUUUAAGCCAAGUGCAAAGACCAUUGUACCAAUGAAGUUGGAUAUCAAGAGUUUCAUCUUAUCACCGCAGGGCGGGUUGUGGUUGAAGGUGGAAAAGUUAAGCUCAUAAUGUUUAGAAUAGUUAUAAAGACUUUGCC
This is a messenger RNA of Anopheles maculipalpis, 1595 nucleotides long. RefSeq names its product probable cytochrome P450 6a14. Bases 65 to 1567 code for a protein of 500 amino acids. Gene Ontology annotation, molecular function: monooxygenase activity; heme binding; iron ion binding. Lineage: Eukaryota; Metazoa; Arthropoda; Insecta; Diptera; Culicidae. The transcript is spliced from 3 exons. The record is from RefSeq and is a predicted model, not a curated record.